This is a messenger RNA of Nannospalax galili (Upper Galilee mountains blind mole rat), 522 nucleotides long. Its product is annotated as vomeronasal type-1 receptor 96-like. Gene Ontology annotation, cellular component: membrane. The annotation marks the transcript as partial. Gene Ontology annotation, molecular function: pheromone receptor activity. The transcript has a single exon. The record is from RefSeq and is a predicted model, not a curated record. Lineage: Eukaryota; Metazoa; Chordata; Mammalia; Rodentia; Spalacidae. Gene Ontology annotation, biological process: G protein-coupled receptor signaling pathway.
UUUUCCUGGUUCAUCAACCUGAUCAUCUAUGUGCGUGUCAUUGAGACUGUGGUAGCCAAAACGAAUGGCUCUCAAGUCGAUCAUGGAUAUUCACAAGCUUACUGUGAAGCAACAGAAUUUGGGAACAUCAAACCCGAAUUCUUUUUGAGUAUCAUACUGAUUCAAGAUCUCUUCUUUGUGACCCUUAUGAUGUGGACCAGCCUCUACAUGGUGAUUCUCCUCUAUAGACACCAUAAGGUAGUCCAGCGUCUCCACAGCCCAAGCCUUUCCUCCCAGUCAUCUCCCGAAUGCAAAGCUACUGAGAACAUCCUGUUGCUGGCAAGCUGCUUUGUGUUCUUUUUUUGGGGAAACAACUUUGUCACCCUUUAUGAGUUUUAUGCACAUGAGAAAAUGACAAGUUUGAGGGGUUUUAAUACAGUUUUAACAACCUGCUACCCUACCAUCUCCCCAUUUUUACUAAUGAAGAAUAGUAAAGUUAUUUCACAGUUUACUUCUUCCCAGUCACUACUGAGAAUUACAUGU